Daphnia pulex (common water flea) is the source of this 1271-nucleotide messenger RNA. RefSeq names its product retinol dehydrogenase 12-like. Bases 248 to 1165 code for a protein of 305 amino acids. Lineage: Eukaryota; Metazoa; Arthropoda; Branchiopoda; Diplostraca; Daphniidae. The transcript has 7 exons. The record is from RefSeq and is a predicted model, not a curated record.
CCGUCAAAAUCCCUCCAAUCGAAAGUUACCUAACGGUCCGAAGUCCGAACAUUGUGCGGCAUAACAAACUGGACUUUUACAGUUGUCCUUGACUUGUUCAAACUUCAGCACUUUUUAUCUAUACUUAUAUAAUUUAAGAUGCCCUGUCAUCCUGAUAGAAAACCUUGGAGUUCGUCUCGAAUGUGCUUGCCGCUAUGAAACUAGAACGAGUUCAAGCGCUCGUCAGUCAUUUAUUCAUCGCAACAAGAUGCCACGCUUUUUCCAAGGUCCUCGUUGCAAAAACGCAAUUGGACUUGAUGGCAAAAUUGCCGUGAUCACGGGAGCCAAUACGGGCAUCGGCAAAGAGACGGCACGUGAACUCAGCAAAAGAGGAGCUGAAGUGGUUCUCGCUUGUCGUGACCUGAACAAAGCCGAAGAAGCUGCAGACGAGAUUGCGAAGGAGACGGGCAAUAAAGUCACGACUUUGAAAUUGAAUUUAGCUUCUCUGAAAUCGAUUCGCGCUGCCGCUGAGGAGCUCAGGGCCCGUCAUCCCCAAAUUCAUAUUCUCAUCAACAAUGCAGGAAUUAUGACGUGCCCCCAAUGGAAGACGGACGACGGUUUUGAGAUGCAAUUUGGCGUCAACCAUUUGGGAUCUUUUCUAUGGACUCUUCUUCUGAUAGACAACAUCAAACAAGCUGCACCUUCUCGCAUUGUCAAUCUUUCUUCUCUCGCCCACACUAGAGGUAAGAUUUAUUUCGACGACCUGAUGUUGGCGAAAAAUUACACGCCAGUACGAGCAUACUGCCAAAGCAAGUUGGCAAAUGUCCUUUUCACACAGGAACUCGCUAGACGACUCGAAGGAACUGGCGUAUCCGUUUUUGCCGUACAUCCAGGCGCGGUACAAACGGAACUGGCGCGCCACAUUAACGAAUCGAUGAACUCGUGCGUUGAUGGCACUCUUCAUUUUGUUAGUCGUUACGUCUUUAAGACGCCAGAGAUGGGAGCCCAAACGAGUAUUUACUGUGCCACAGAGGAAUCUUUGACAGAACUGAGUGGACAUUAUUUUAGUGACUGUGCUAAGAAGAAACCUGCGAAGCAAGCUAAUGAUAAAAAAGCAGCCGAGCGCUUGUGGAAAAUGAGCGAAGAAUUAGUUGGUCUCAAUUCUUUUAAUAACCCAUCGGAGUAGUUGAUCAAACUAGCAACAUUUUAAAAACUGCUUAAGUAUCAUUUUGAACGUUCUUGUAUAUUCGACGAAGAAUUAAAUUGAAUGAAAAUACUUCAGAAAAAUCAAA